AUGCUUUGUCAGCUUCCUGGGGUGUCGAGACACACGAGAACACCCACGGAGUGCAGAGGGGGAGGGCUCUCGCUGCAGCUGCUAGGACAGCAGGAACACGUCGUGCUGCUGCAGUUCCUGCAGCAGCAGCAACAGCAGCAGCAGCAGCAGCAGCAGCAGCACGAUUUCUCGUCCUACUUGAAUCCAAAUGAAUACCCAGGGCCCCCAUUUCACGCAGAGGGGGGCCCCCACGCGUCGCCUCCUUCACAGCCCCUGAACACAGCGCCACGGGGGCCCUUUGGGGGGCCCACGAGGGAGCAGAGGAGUACGAGGAGGCCCUAUGAGGGGGCCCCAGCUGCUUUGUCAGCUUCCUGGGGUGUCGAGACACACGAGAACACCCACGGAGUGCAGAGGGGGAGGGCUCUCGCUGCAGCUGCGAGGACAGCAGGAACACGUCGCGCUGCUGCAGUUCCUGCAGCAGCAGCAACAGCAGCAGCAGCAGCAGCAGCAGGGGGAUCAACAGUAGGUAUGCUGUGGAAUGAUACAAACUAUGAAGAGUUUAUUUCCUCUUCUUCUUCGAGCUAUAUACACCCCAGAGGAGCGCCAGCUGUCGAUACACUGCAGUGGGUGGGGAGCGUCCAGGCUGUGCGGGGGAGAUCGAGUUACUUUUGUCCUUCAGCAGCAGCAGCAGCAGCAGCAGGAGGCGUCCAGGCUGUGCGGGGGAGAUCGAGUUACUUUUGUCCUUCAGCAGCAGCAGCAGCAGCAGCAGGAGAAUUAGGAGCAGCAGCAGAAGCAGGAGAAACAGCAGCAACAGCAGCAAGAACAAUACACGGAGAAGAUGAUGCGGGCUGCUGCAGCUGGCCCCCUAUCUCAAUCCCCAGCAGCAACAGAAGAGGCAGAGAUAGAGAGCAGCGAGAAGGAGACAGAGUUUCUUCUUUUCCUUUGUCUUUGUCUUUGUAUGAUUCUCUGUCUCCUUUAGAUAUCUUAAAAGCAGCAGGAGCAGGUGGAGUUGAUGGCGACCCACCUGCUGCUGCUGCUGCUGCUGCUGCUGCUGCUGCUGCAGCAGCAGCAGCAGCAGACGAUGAAGGGUCUCGGGGGCUGGAAGAUAUCUUAAAAGCAGCAGGAGCAGGUGGAGUUGAUGGCGACCCUGCUGCUGCUGCUGCUGCUGCUGCUGCAGCAGCAGCAGCAGCAGCAGCAGACGAUGAAGGGUCUCGGGGGCUAGAAGCCCCCCAGCAGCAGCAACAGCAGCAGCAGCAGCAGCAGCAGCAGCAGCAGCAGCAGCAGGAGCAGCAGCAGGAAGAGGAGAAGCAGAAGAGAAAGAGAGAGAAGAAAGAUACAAAGACGGAUGGAUAG
Eimeria mitis is the source of this 1332-nucleotide messenger RNA. RefSeq lists its product as uncharacterized. The record is from RefSeq and is a predicted model, not a curated record. The coding region runs from base 1 to 1332 and encodes 443 amino acids. Gene Ontology annotation, cellular component: nucleus. The transcript is spliced from 5 exons. Lineage: Eukaryota; Apicomplexa; Conoidasida; Eucoccidiorida; Eimeriidae.